This is a messenger RNA of Dichomitus squalens LYAD-421 SS1, 738 nucleotides long. RefSeq lists its product as uncharacterized. NCBI's taxonomy places the organism in Eukaryota, Fungi, Basidiomycota, Agaricomycetes, Polyporales, Polyporaceae. The transcript has 2 exons. Bases 1 to 738 code for a protein of 245 amino acids. The record is from RefSeq and is a predicted model, not a curated record.
AUGAAUCGUCCCCCUACCAUCACCCAGACCAACGACGAGGGGGCGCGGUACGUUCCCCCGCGGCCGCGCCGACAACCGCAGCUCCGAAUUGAGCCCGAGACCAGCGACGAGGGGGCGCAGUACGUUGCCCCGAGGCCGAGCCGCCGACCGCAGCUCCGAAUUGAGCCUGUCCCACUUCCCCGCGCAGCUAUGCGCACAGCUGCACCCGCGCGCGCCCUGCCCCCGACGUCCACCACCGCCCACACGUCCAGGAUGCCGACAUUGACCGAGCGCGCCAACAACCUGACACCCGCACAGCUCUGGCAGUUCUCGCGCGCGACGCCCUACCCCAUGUCGACCAUCCCUACGUCGGCUGCCCCGGGAACCCACGACGCGCGCACGGCGCCCGCCCCGAUGGGCACCCCUAGCGGGUACGUUCUUCCAAGCCUGCCAUUGCACGACCUCAUCGGCCUAGCUGAGGCUCAAGUCGCCACCCGGAUUGCAGGCGACGAUGACAAUGCGACGCUGAGCGCCAGCGAAGGGGACGAGCAGGAAGAAGAGACGGUCGAGCGCGAGCUCGAGCGGGAAGACGAGACGGACGGGGGCAGCACAAGCUCAGCCACGACCACUACUUCAGACGUCGUGGGCUUCGCAGACGCCAAGCUGAGGAGCGCGAUCGACAGCCUCAAGGCUAGCCUGGAUGGGCUGGAGCAGGCGGUCCAGAACCUUUCGGAGGAGGUCGAUCGCUUCGCUGGAUGA